This is a messenger RNA of Planococcus citri (citrus mealybug), 4044 nucleotides long. RefSeq lists its product as uncharacterized. The transcript has a single exon. The record is from RefSeq and is a predicted model, not a curated record. The coding region runs from base 1 to 4044 and encodes 1347 amino acids. Lineage: Eukaryota; Metazoa; Arthropoda; Insecta; Hemiptera; Pseudococcidae. Gene Ontology annotation, biological process: DNA integration. Gene Ontology annotation, molecular function: nucleic acid binding.
AUGGAACGCCGAUCGGCUAGAUUACAAGCACGUAAACAACAACAACCAUCAAAAUCAAAGGUAAAAAAUACUGUUAAUAUUGCGCGAAAACGGAAGAAACGUCUAUCAUCUUCGAAAAUGGGCGAAGAAGCGAAUGCAGCCAACAAUCUCGCUCAACGAAUUGCUAACUUCAAAUUUCAACAGUUCGAUCCGAAGCAAGAGGGAUGGCGAUACUACUCUCAAAGAUUCUCUCUGGAACUUACGUUACAAUCCAUAGUAGAAGCUACAGACAAGAGAAAUUUGCUCCUCAAAUGCAUUGGACCAACAAUUUACAAGUUAGUAAUCGACCAUUUUGAUCCAGAUGAUGUUCUUUCAAAAACGUACGAUGAUAUCACCAAGUUUCUUACUGAUUACUACAAGCCAACGACUAAUUACCUCUCUGAACGUGUCAACUUCGGUAUGUGUGUACGUAGUGAUAAACAAACACUAACACAGUUCCUAGAGGAGCUUCGUAGUAAAGCAGUACAUUGUUCGUUUAAAAGUACUCUUGAUGAACGUCUUCGUGACCAGUUUCUACUUGGUAUCAACAAUUCGGCGAUGCGUGAAAAACUCUACACUGAACACCCUAAUGCCGAUGCCAAGCUCGCGGAUGUUUUCAAAACAGCAGUGAGUCUCGAAUCAGCGCAACAACAACGAUCUACGCUCGAUACAACGAACAACGGCAUCUCGAACAGUGGUGAAACAAAUUCGAUAAACAAGGUACGUCCAUUUCAUAACAAUAACAAGCCUUCGAAUGAUAAACGUACUGAUAUUUCGAAGCAAACGAUCGAUGCGGCGAAACAAUGUUUGAAAUGUGGCCGUAAAAUACACGAAGAUAAAACACAGUGCCCUGCGUUAAAUUCAACGUGCCGUUCGUGCAAUAAUACCGGUCAUUGGGAUUCCGUUUGUAUUAAAACUGGCAAAUUCAAAGUGAUCAACAACAAGCCGAAACGGUGGUACAAAGGCAAUAAGGACAAAAAAUCUUCGGGCUCGUCAGUUAACGAGGUAACCUUACAUAAUAUUGAUCAGGUCGAAUCGCCUGGUAAAAAAUUGAUGAUCGAUGUCAAUAUCAACGGAAUUACAUGCGCGAUGGAAUACGACAGUGCAGCAGCGGUAUCUACAAUCGGCGAAUCAGUAUGGAAGCGCAUCGGUAAUCCAGCACUGAAAGAAGCCAAACAAAUGUCCGCUUACACAGGCAUUCCGUUGGUUACGUUAGGCGCAGCUUCAGUUACGGUUUCUGUUAACGGUAUUACAGAACAGAUGACGGUGUAUGUUAUCAAAGGCGAAGCUACGGCGCUGUUUGGCAUUGAUUGGAUGAAACCAUUUAAACUGAUGCCCAAACAUAAUUUAUUACGUUUGGAAUCUAUCAAUCGCAUCAGUCAUUCAAUCAGCGACGAUCUUGCUCAACCUCCGAGCAUCGAAGACCUCAUGAAACAAUAUCCGAACCUGUUUUCGAACGAAUUUCGAAAAAUUACGAAUUUUAAAGCGCAUAUCAAGCUGAAACAGAAUGCAGCUCCGAUCAUCGCUCGUGCGCGUCUCGUUCCUUUCGCAAUCAAGCCAAAAGUGGAGGCAGAAUUAGACAGAAUGGUCAAAUGCGGUAUGAUUGAACCAAUCGAUCCUGCGAAAACUCCUAUCACAUGGGCAUCUCCAGUUGUUAUCAAGGAGAAGAAAAAUGGCAAGGUACGCGUAAUCGGCGAUUUCAAAAACACGCUCAACCCGAACAUUCACUUCGAACCGUAUCUGCUCCCCAUCGUGGAUGAAACGUUAACAAAACUCAGCGGUUAUACAACGUUCAGCGUAGCAGAUUUGAAAGACGCUUUCAUGCAGCUCCCAACUGACGAAGAAUCUCAAGCGAUUUUGGUGAUUAUUACCCACAAGGGGUACUUCAGAUAUUUAUCUCUACCUCUUGGUUUAACGGUUUCUGCGGUAAUAUUCCAAUCGUUUAUGGACAUGAUUCUUGCUGGUAUCGAAGGCGCGGCGUGGUUUCAAGAUGAUAUUGGUUUUGGCGGCAAAAACAUGGCCGAGCAUCUCAAACUAAUGCACACGAUCUUCUCACGUCUCAACGAAGUCGGUCUACGUACUCAAAAAUCGAAAGUGAAGCUGUUUCAAGACGAAAUCGUUUUCUUGGGUCAUCGUUUGAGCAAAGAAGGUGUUAAACCCGUCACAGAUCGAGUUGCAGCUCUCAAAGAUCUCCCUGCUCCGCGUAAUCAGCGCGAAUUGAAGUCGUUCCUUGGUUCAGCGAUUCAAUACAACAAGUUCGUGCCAAAUCUUCUCGAAUUAUGCGGUCCUCUCUACAGGAAGGAGAAAGAAGCGCGUUGGGCUUGGACUUCCUACGAUCAACGUCUAUACGAUCAAGUCAAGAACGCCAUUACAUCCGAUACGGUGUUAGCUCACUACAAUCCUGAACUACCUCUCAUUUUAACGACAGACGCAUCUGAAAGAGGGAUAGGAGCCAUCUUAGAACACCGGUAUCCAGACGGCACAACACGUCUCAUCUCAGCGGCAUCUCGGGUAUUAUCAGGUACUGAGCAACGUUAUUCGACAAUCGAUCGAGAAGCGCUAGCGAUCAUGUUUGGUGUUGGGAAAUUCGAAAUGUAUCUGUUUGGUCGUCAUUUCACACUCAAAACAGAUCAUAAACCUCUUCAACACAUUUUCGGUGAAAAUUCUGCCCUUCCGAAGUUAGCAGCUACACGUUUAACUCGUUGGGCAGUGGCGCUUACUGCAUUCAACUUUACGAUCGAAUAUAAACCGGGUAAACAAAAUCACACAGCAGAUAUUUUAUCUCGUUUACCAGUUGAAGCAGAGUCAAAUCUCAGUCGUUUCGAAAACAGAAACUCCGUCAACGUCAAUCAUACCAGCGUUCUCCGUGAUUCGAUCACCGAUCAGCUUACGCUUACCCAAAGAACGCUCAAAACCAGAACUAUUGAGGAUCCGAUUCUAAGUAAGGUUAUGGUGUACUGCAAGAACGGAUGGCCAGAUAAGAAGAAAUUACCAUCUGAUUCGUUCCAUACCUACUUCGAGAAACGCGACGAAAUCAAGCUGGAAGACGGAAUUCUAAUGUGGCAUGAUCGAAUGAUCAUACCUGAAAAAUUGCGCAACACGGUGCUAACACGUCUUCACGAAACACAUCUUGGCAGUUGUUCUAUGCGAUCAUUGGCCAAAAUCGUUAUUUGGUGGCCCAACUGCGAUCGUGAAAUCGAAGUAUUCGUUAGUAAAUGCGCAACGUGCCAACGAUAUCAACCUCAAGAACCGGAAACUCCAUUGAAUCUGUGGACAACGCCGAACAAACCAUGGUAUCGCAUCCAUAUCGACUUCACUGGCCCUUUCGACGGUAAACUCUGGCUAGUAAUUAUCGAUUCGUUUUCCAAUUGGUUGGAGAUUUUUCCGGUUCCCAGUGCGAAUUCUGCGAACGUCAUCAAAGUGCUCCGAUGUUUAAUCGCUCGUUAUGGCAUCUGUAAUCAAAUUGUCAGCGACAACGGCACUCAAUUUCGCUCCGAUGAGUUCAAAGAAUUCUGCAAAAACAACAACAUUCAGCUCAUCUUUACCACACCAUACCACAGUCGAAGUAAUGGUAAGGUGGAACGCGCGAUCCGAACGUUUAAAUGGCGCUACAAUAAGACAGCUGAUCAGAUUUCCGACUCCGAGCACCGUUUACAAGCUGUGCUGUUAGCGUAUCGAAGUACAACGCACUCAGCUACAAACCGAACGCCCGCAGAACUCUUCCUAGGCAGACAGAUAACUUCAUCACUCGAACUCCUCAAACCAAAGGCAGAGAACAGCUCUUACAAGGAGAAAAUGAAGGCCUACGCAGACAAGGGGCGCAAGGAAAGAGUGUUCGAACCUGGCGAGGAAGUCUGGUACAAGACCAAAAACGACUCUACGUGGCAGCCUGUAAUAAUCGAUAAAGCGACAGGUCCGUCAUCGUAUACUGUAAAUUCGAAGGACAAACGACAAAUCCGUGCGCAUAGCGAUCAAUUGCGCCGAAGUCAACGAGAAACUCGAAAACCUCAGAAACUUGAUCUUUAA